GUACUAUAAGAAGGGGCCGUGCCCCUCCGCUACUCUCACCGUGAUUCUGUCGCUUUGGUAAAAAAAGUCUACUUCUUCUUUCCUGUUUUUCGGAUUUCAAUUUCGUUAGGGUUUCUGUUUCCACAGCGAUGGCCGAAUCUGACGCCCAAAUCAACCAAACUGAGCAAGAGGUGAAGGGGGAGGUGGAGAAACUGCAGUACCUGGAGAUCGUGCAUCUGGCUGCGAUCAGGGCGGUUCUGUGCGUUACGACCCUGUACUUGUACGCAAAGGAGAAUUCCGGGCCCCUCAGAAAUGGCGUCGAGAGCGUAGAAGGCACCGUCAAGACCGUCGUUGGCCCUCUCUACGAUCGCUACCAUGGUUUCCCCUUCGAACUCCUCAAGAUCGCUGAUCGCAAGGUCGGCGCGUCGGUUCAGGAGUUGGAGCGGCACGUGCCGGAAGGGGUAAAGAAGGCGCCGGAUAUGGCCAGAUCGGUGGUCGGCGAGGUCCAGCGAGCCGGAGUGGUGGCGACGGCUGCCGGUCUGGCAAAGGCUGCUUGUUUCCGUGCCGAACCGGCGGCGGAGCGCCUGGCAGCGUCGGCGUGGAGGUCACUGAAUCGUCUACCUGUCUUCCCUCAGGUGGCUAGCGCGGUGGUUCCAGCCGCCGCCGGCCUGUCGGAACGUUACAACCGCGCGGUAUCGUGCGCCGCGGAGAAGGGUUACGCUGUCUCCGCCUAUCUGCCUCUCGUUCCCACCGAGCGUAUCGCCAAAGUCUUUGACGUGGCGGUCGCCGAGUGAUUUCGACGGCUGUGAUUAUCCCGUGUCUUGAAUGGACGGUUAUGAUGAAUGUUUUUUUUUUUAUCUAGUUGUGCUGUUUUGGGUACCGUUUUUUAUGUGAAAGUCGUUUGGAGCCGCGUGGGAAGUAAUUAUGUACAUUAUAUGCGCUAUUAUUGCCAUUGUUGCUAUGUGUAAGUUCAUCUGGUUUUAAAAAAAUCAAAUCUAAAAUAUUUUCGUUAUAAUGUUA
This is a messenger RNA of Dendrobium catenatum, 999 nucleotides long. Its product is annotated as stress-related protein. The coding region runs from base 129 to 773 and encodes 214 amino acids. The record is from RefSeq and is a predicted model, not a curated record. The transcript is spliced from 3 exons. NCBI's taxonomy places the organism in Eukaryota, Viridiplantae, Streptophyta, Magnoliopsida, Asparagales, Orchidaceae.